Messenger RNA from Epinephelus fuscoguttatus (brown-marbled grouper), 4302 nucleotides. RefSeq names its product caspase 7, apoptosis-related cysteine peptidase (gene casp7). The transcript is spliced from 7 exons. Lineage: Eukaryota; Metazoa; Chordata; Actinopteri; Perciformes; Serranidae. The coding region runs from base 161 to 1102 and encodes 313 amino acids. Gene Ontology annotation, biological process: apoptotic process; proteolysis. The record is from RefSeq and is a predicted model, not a curated record. Gene Ontology annotation, cellular component: cytoplasm.
CAUUACGCACCUCGGAAACUCUGGGCUGAACCCACUUUCGUUUUAUGAAGUUCUCCGAGGAAUAGAAACUUGGCUGAAACCUUUGGAGAAGGAAAACGACCCACUAUCAAGUUGUGUUCAACAGCUAAGCUGACGUAGCUUAUAACAGACGAAUGACAGUAUGGCUGCUGAGGAAUCUGAUGUGCCAACUGAUCUUGGAGCUGAAGUUGAGGAAGGGAAGCUGACUGGAGACGUAACUGACGCCAAACCUGACCGCAGGGGGAGAUUUCUAUUGUUUGGUAAGAAGAAUAAGGAUGGCCAGACGCGGGAGCAGGACUACUCUUCUGAAAGCCAUUACAGAAUUGUUUCACCAACAUUCCAGUAUAAGAUGAGCCACCAGCGAGUGGGCAAGUGCAUCAUCAUCAACAACAAAAACUUUGAUGAAAAGACAGGGAUGAAUGUACGCAAUGGCACGGACCGAGACGCAGGUGAGCUGUUCAAAUGCUUCAAGAGCCUGGGCUUCGAUGUCUGCAUCUACAACGAUCAGACGUGUGAGAAGAUGGAGCGUCUUCUCAGAGAGGCCUCGGAGGAAGACCAUAGUGACAGCUCGUGUUUCGCCUGUAUCCUGCUAAGCCAUGGUGAGGAGGGCAUGAUCUACGGAACAGACGGAGCCAUGCCCAUCAAGUCCAUGACCUCACUGUUCAGAGGGGACAUGUGCAAAAGCUUAGUCGGAAAGCCCAAACUCUUCUUCAUCCAGGCUUGCAGGGGUUCCGAAUUUGAUGAUGGUAUACAGACAGAUUCGGGGCCGCCAAACGAUACCCUGGAGACGGAUGCAAAUCCAAGACAUAAGAUCCCUGUAGAGGCAGAUUUCCUCUUUGCCUACUCCACUGUGCCAGGGUAUUACUCAUGGAGAAACCCUGGGCGCGGCUCCUGGUUUGUCCAGGCGCUCUGCAACGUCCUCAAUGAGUUCGGCAAGCAGCUGGAGAUCAUGCAGAUCCUGACACGGGUCAACUACAUGGUGGCCACCAGCUUUGAGUCCUGGUCUGAAGACCCACGCUUCAGCGAGAAGAAGCAGAUUCCCUGUGUGGUCUCUAUGCUGACGAAAGAACUGUAUUUCAACUGACCGCCAGCUGAAAUGACUGUACUGUACGACACCGCUGACUGACUCGACUGACCGACUCGACCGACUGUUUCAGGUACCGACUAAGCGGUCAAAGCAUUCAGGGAUGAUUCAGGCCCAGCAGGACACUGCACAUUUGGAGCACAUAUGACAUUUUGCAUGUGUAGUUGGGCCCGAAAAACAGGCACUCCGUGAAGGAAAGAAAAAAAUAUUUACAGUGGCACUCCGCGUUCAUGUGUUGAUGGUGAAACUUCUUCCUCUUCUUCAGGUUAUUCUUCGGAAUAAUGGCGUCACAUUUGAUCUGAUCUUUUCUUUGACAGGCAUUGUGAAAUAUUCAUGUUACUCCACCGGCCCGGAAAAUUUGCUGCCAGUUUUUUGUGGGUUCGGUGGAAUCAUAUCUGAAUAUGUGUCUCUCCAUUUUCCAGCAUUGGUAAUAGAUGCUGAAAGGAAAUGUACAGAGCAGUCAGGAGUCCUCGGGCUAAAAAUGGCUCUUGCAUUUAUUACACGAAAUGGGUUAUGAAUAUUUGAAGUAAUUUACAUUUAGUGUUCUGAGAGAAGUCUCUCUGGAAAUAGAUCAUAAACCUGCCUAAUGCAGUCCAGUGCAUUUGUGCAGUGUACAAUACUCUGUCACCAUUACACAGGAAAAUAAAUUGGAAACCAGGUUUGAAAGCCUUUAGAAAGUCUAUAGAAAUCCCCACUUGAAAAGCAGACAGUGAUUACAAACCUUUUAAUUGCCAUAGGAGACACAAGGGAGCUGCUUUAAUUACAAACCCUGUCUGAUGCAUUGUUAGAGGGGGGAAAAAGCAUCUGGAAAAUGGAUCACAUCAUUUUCAGCUAUCUGUGUUUCCACGUUUUCAGCCGUCAAUUGUCGAAGACAACAGAAAAAGACAACACUCCUCUGAGCAGAAACACGUGACGACGCUUUUUGCCAAAGGCUCAGUGUCUCAGCCUUCCUAGCAAGUUUAAGUCGGUAGCAGCACGCUGGCAUCCUCAGGUUCUUUAAUGUCCCAUGAAGUGGGUUAAUGUCAUGUUAAAGAAUGUCAUAUACGUAUGGCUAGGAAGGUGUGAUCUUUUUGCUGUGUAGUGAUUAGUUUCAUGAGAUUUUGGGUCAAGUGCAUAGUACAUAGUCCACUCCUACAAAAGCAAGGAUUAUUUGCAAUUUGCCAGUUUUCACAGGCCGACGUCGGAAGACUUCACUUGCUUGUCGUUACACUCCAAAUAAGUGAAGUUUGUGUAAUUGCAUAUAAUCAAAAUGACGCAGUUGUCUUAUUAGUCAGGGUCCAAUGAAACAGUUAUGAAUUUCCCUUUUUCAGUCUUUGAAUUUAGACAUUCCUCUUUGAUAACUUUAACAGGAUACAUGCUGUAGGAUACACUUGAAAGAAGACUUAAAAAUGUCAAACACUGUGUCAUAAACUUGGGAAAUAUCAUAGUGUAAAGCUGGACUAGGGCCCAAAGCACAAAUGCCACAUCAUUUCACUGUAUAUUAGUGUUGUACAUUGUCAUUACACACACUACACUCUGAUAAGAGGCACUCAGCAAUGUCUUUCUGUUUUUUAUUUUUAAAAUCCAUCUUUGAUUUCCAAAGAUUUAAACACCCAACUCAUAAAAAAAAGAAAAAAACAUUUAUUUUAUUUGUAAGCACUUAGUGCACUUUUUAGGAACAGUAUUGCAUAAUUUAUCCAAUGAUUGAGUUUUGUGGUAAAAUAUAAAUCUUUUUAAUCCGAUAGACAUUUGCUGAUGGUCAUUUCAACUCACACAAAGUUUGUUUCUGCAAAUAUGCUGUUAUCGUGCCAAAGUCUGUCAAUCACAGAGGCAGCUAUUACUGGUGGUGACAAGUCUGAACAUACACAAUCCACAUGUCCGCAAACACACACUCUCAUUGUUGCUGCAAUGUUUUUACAUGAUUCACAUGACUACAUGUGUCAGUAACUUAAGGGGGAAAAGUUCAGCAAUAGCUUUAACGUGUCAAAAUAUUUCCCCCUUUUCACUCCUUGUAUUUUUUAUCAGUUGUUUUUUUUUUUUAUUUUGAUAACACUAUUACAUAAGUGUGAUCAAUACUGGCUUAAAGGGACGGUUCACCCCAAAAUCAAAACUACAUAUGUUUUCUCUUAACUUUAGUGCUGUUUAUUAAUCUCGAUUGUUUUGGUGUGAGCUGCGGAGUGUUGGAGAUAUCGUCCGUAGAGAUGUCUGCCUUCUCUGGAAUAUAAUGAAACUAGAUGGCACUUGGUUUGAGGUGCUCAAAGCGCCAAAAAAUACAUUUGAAAAACUCAACAUCAGUGUCUCUUUCCAGAAAUCAUGACUCGGUUACUCAAGAUAAUCCACAGACCUUGUUGUGAGAACAUUCAACUGAAUCAAGUGUGCAUCUACUCGUGGAUGAGAGGCUACUGCUAGCUCACCUGAGCUAGUUAACGUGACAGCUUAGCUGGAGAGGACGCCAUUAAUGUUUGCGUCUUGCGCUGUCACAAGCACAAGUCUCCUAUCCUUGAGUAGAUGCACACUUCCUUAUGUGCGAUGUUGCAGUUGCAGGUGUUGGUUGGUAGAAUGAAAAUAAUAUUUCCGACAUGAAACUGCUCACAAUAAGGUCUGUGGAUUAUCUUGAGUAACCAGGUCAUGAUUUCUCUAAAGAGACAUUGCUGUUGUAUUUAAUGUAUUUUUUGGCAUCUAGUUCCAUUAUAAUGAGAGAAGGCAGACAUCUCCACAGCUGAUAUCUCCAACACACUGCAACUAACACCAAAACAAUUUAGAUCGAUAAAUAACACAACAGGUAAGAGGAAAAAUAUGUAUUGCUGAUUUUGGGGUGAACUGUCCCUUUAAGUAUGAGACAUGUCCCAUUCUACACCCAGUGCACUUGUCCAAUACAGCCACAACUCUCGACACAUGGAUCUCUGAUCAGUGAUGUGGUGCCCAACCUGUGCUGAAAGGAGUGUUUGCUCCACUUGUUUUGCAUUGGAAUUGAAGGAGGGGAGAAAAAAAUAAUAUAUAUAUUUUUAAGGGUAAAAUUUUAAAUGCUUUCCGGUGUUAAAUGCUGUUGUCCUCAGGAAUAUAUUUGAAAAGAUUUGGAAAAAAAAUGAAUGAAUGAAUUACAUUGAAAGUAUAAUCUGGCCCAAUUUUCUUUUUAAUUUGGGGCAAUACCUUGUUUAAAUAUCUUCAAAACAGACGAAUGCUUAUGUAAACAUUUUAUUGUAUUAAACAUAAAGAAUUUA